AUGCCCGCGCAGCGGCGGUGCCUGGGCGCGGCGUACGUGCCCGCGGCCCUGCGGCGGGGGCUGGUGACCGUGUACGACGGGGCCGUGCUCCACGCCGGCCUCGGCAACGCCGCCGAGAGGGACCGCGCGCUGCUCAACGUGAAUUUCGCCGCCCCGGCCGGCUACGAGGGGCUGCGGUCGCCCCUGGGCCUCGUGCUCAAUGUCGGCGCGUUCUGCGGGCCAUCUCGGCGCGCCUGCGAUUUCUCGGGCGUUCUUCAGGGCCCCGCCGCAGCCCGCUUCGAUCGAGCAAGUCGGGCGUCGCAGCAGGAGGCGCCGCGCUUGAAGCUACGCGCGGGCAGGGGUCGGCGCGCCCACGUGAAGACCCAGGGCAUGGACAUCAAAAUUUUGCUGGCGAGUGUCGCUGUGAAGUUUUGGAUCGCGCAAGUGAUAAAGAAGGAGCUGGAGGGCGGCCGCGAGGACUACCACUUGGUCGGCCACCUCCAGGACUCGAGGAGGCUGCAGCCGAUGCGGCUGUUGCAGCGGCUCCACCUCGUGGCGCGGGACCUGUUGUGCACGCUGGACCCCCAGCUCGUGCUCAAGAAGAUCCUGUCGAAGAUGUCGCCCGCCCUGCUGCUGGUGUCGUGCAUGGGCGUGGAGCGGUUCCUGUCGUUAUUCCGAACCUCGCCGGCAUGGAGGAUGCGGAUCUCAGUACUGCUUGAGCAGUGGCCCGUUCCUGAUGAUGUUGGUCCAGCUCGCCUGUACGGUGGCGCGAUGGACCAUCCUCUGGUGGAGGACGCCGUCCUCGGGAGCAUCUUCGAGGCUGCUGGCCAGACCUCGGGCAGGAGGUUCGCCGUCAAGGUCACCCACCGGCAGGCGCUGGAGGAGGCGCGGCGCGCCGCCUCGGAGGCGUUCUGCGAGGUGCCCCUGAACGAGAUCCGCUUCGCGGAGCUGAUGCGAGGCAGCAGGCACGUGGUUGAGGUGGAGGAGUGGGUGGAGAGUGGCGACUACGUCUGCGUCGUGUCGGCGCUGGCCGGCGGGGGCGACCUGUUCGAGGCGCUCGUGGCGAGGGGCCGGGGGUACGAGGAAGCGCACGUCAAGAGCCUGGUGCAGCAGGACGCCCCGCGCAUCCUGCAGGACGUCCCGUGCAUAUUGGUGCGCUCCGCCACGCGAUAUGGCUCUGGCCCCGCCGCCGCCGCAGUGCCAGGCUCACCCAUGCACGGCGGGCGCCCUGUUCAGGCAGAUGGCCCUGGUGAGCCCCCGCGCCGUCGCCGGGCCUCCGCAGCAGCAGCAGAACCGCGCCUGGGCACCCUGAGGCCGUCUGCACGGGCGCGCCACCAGAAAAGGUCGCCCGCGCGCCGCAAUCGGCGGAGCUGCGCUGAGGAUCGUCGGCCUCCGUGGGCCGCUGCCUUGGCCUGA
Molecule: messenger RNA, 1395 nt
Organism: Prorocentrum cordatum
Lineage: Eukaryota; Dinophyceae; Prorocentrales; Prorocentraceae
Source: the annotation of a GenBank genome assembly